AUGUCGUGGGCAGGAUUCAAGAAAAAUGUCAACCGCGCGACGACGCAGGUGAUGAUGAAGACGGGCCAUGUGGAGAAGACCAACGACCGCGACUACGAGGUGGAAGAGAGACGAUUCAGAACCAUGGAGACGGCUUCCUUGCGGUUGCAGAAGGAGGCAAAGGGUUACUUGGAUUCAUUGCGAGCCAUGACUGCUUCCCAGAUGCGCAUUGCCGAGACGAUAGACGCCUUUUACGGAGACUCUGGCGCGAAGGACGGCGUGAGCAGAAGUUACAAGCAGGCAGUGGAGGACCUUGAUGCCGAGACCAUUAAGGCGCUGGAUGGUCCUUACCAGCAAACCGUUCUCGAGCCCAUCUCACGCUUCUGCGCUUAUUUCCCAGACGUAAACGAAUGCAUCAAGAAGCGCGGCCACAAGCUCCUCGACUACGAUGCGCUACGUGCCAAGGUCAAGAAGCUCGUCGAGAAGCCCGACAAGGACGUGACCAAGCUGCCCCGCGCCGAGAAGGAGAUGGAAAUGGCAAAGGCCGCCUACGAGCAGCUCAACGAGCAGCUGUCGUCAGAACUUCCCCAGCUCAUCGACCUACGCGUGCCGUAUCUCGAUCCCACCUUCGAGGCCCUCGUCAAGAUCCAGCUACGCUUCUGCGCUGAGGCGUACAGUCGUAUGGCGCAGGUGCAGCAGUAUUUGGACGCGGAUACGAGAGAACAGUAUGCGCAGGGCCAGCUGGAUCAGCGUGUCGAGCAAGUGCUGCAGGAGAUUCGCGAGCUCAGCAUCAGUGGCACCGUAUGA
This is a messenger RNA of Colletotrichum abscissum, 786 nucleotides long. RefSeq names its product hob3. The record is from RefSeq and is a predicted model, not a curated record. The transcript has 7 exons. Gene Ontology annotation, molecular function: lipid binding; protein binding. Gene Ontology annotation, biological process: actin cortical patch localization; actin filament organization; plasma membrane tubulation. Gene Ontology annotation, cellular component: actin cortical patch; mating projection tip; Rvs161p-Rvs167p complex. NCBI's taxonomy places the organism in Eukaryota, Fungi, Ascomycota, Sordariomycetes, Glomerellales, Glomerellaceae. The coding region runs from base 1 to 786 and encodes 261 amino acids.